Panicum hallii is the source of this 2515-nucleotide messenger RNA. Its product is annotated as pentatricopeptide repeat-containing protein At1g09900-like. The transcript has 3 exons. Gene Ontology annotation, molecular function: protein binding. Lineage: Eukaryota; Viridiplantae; Streptophyta; Magnoliopsida; Poales; Poaceae. The record is from RefSeq and is a predicted model, not a curated record. The coding region runs from base 46 to 1755 and encodes 569 amino acids.
UGACCUUAUCGUCGCCGCUGCGCUUCCGAGUCGCGUCCAACACCGAUGGCCGCCGCGCCUCCGCCCGUCCCCGCCGCACCGCCGUCCCCAAUGUCCGCCACCCUCCUCACCUUCCCCUCCUCCCACCCCUAUCCUUCUCUCCCCUCACCGCCCAAGCCCCCAGCCCCCAGGCCCCCUCACCUCCACCUCGUCCCCCGCGUCGCCGCAUCCCCUGCCGCCGCCGCCGCCGCACCGCACCGCGCCGCCUCGGCCACCUCCGCCACCGAACGCCUCCGCACCCUCGUCCGCCGCGGCAACCUCGACGAGGCGCUCCGCCUCGUCGACUCCCUCGCCGGGCACGACCCGCCCACGCGCGCCGCGGCGGGGCCCUGCGCCGCGCUCAUCAAGAAGCUCUGCGCGUCGGGCCGCACCGCGGACGCGCGCCGCGUGCUUGGCGCGUGCGUGCCCGAUGUCAUGGCCUACAACGCCAUGGUGGCGGGCUACUGCGGGGCCGGGCAGCUCGACGCCGCGCGAAGGCUCGUGGGGGACAUGCCCGUGGAGCCCGACGCGUACACCUACAACACGCUCAUCCGCGGCCUCUGCGGCCGCGGCCGGACCAGCAACGCGCUCGCGGUGCUCGACGAUAUGCUCCGCCGCGGAUGCGUGCCCGACGUCGUCACCUACACCAUCCUGCUCGAGGCCACCUGCAAGAGGAGCGGGUACAAGCAGGCAAUGAAGCUCCUCGACGAUAUGCGCGCCAAGGGGUGCGCCCCGGACCUCGUCACCUACAAUGUUGUCCUCAACGGUAUCUGCCAGGAAGGCCGGGUUGAUGAUGCAAUGGAAUUCUUGAAGAACUUACCGUCAUAUGGGUGUGAGCCGAACACAGUUAGCUACAACAUUGUGAUGAAGGGCUUAUUCACCGCAGAACGGUGGGAAGACGCCGAGGAGCUCAUGGCUGAGAUGGCCCAGAAGGGUUGCCCUCCGAAUGUGGUAACUUUUAAUAUGCUCAUCAGUUUCUUGUGCCGUAGAGGAUUGGUUGAGCCCGCAAUCGAAGUUCUUGAGCAGAUCCCCAAGUACGGAUGCACGCCUAAUUCAUUGAGUUACAAUCCACUUCUUCAUGCAUUCUGCAAGCAAAAGAAGAUGGAUCGAGCGAUGGCCUUCGUGGAUCUAAUGGUGUCCAGGGGCUGUUACCCGGAUAUUGUUUCGUACAACACUCUGCUUACUGCUCUCUGCCGCAAUGGGGAAGUAGAUGUUGCUAUUGAAUUGCUUCAUCAACUCAAGGACAAAGGCUGUAGCCCAGUUUUGAUUAGUUACAACACAGUUAUUGAUGGCCUUACUAAGGCUGGCAAAACAAAGGAAGCACUAGAACUAUUGAAUGAAAUGAUCAGCAAAGGGCUCCAACCAGACAUCAUUACCUAUUCAACAAUAGCUUCUGGUCUCUGUAGAGAAGAUAGAAUUGAGGAGGCGAUCACAACAUUUUGUAAAGUGCAAGAUAUGGGCAUAAGGCCCAACGCAGUGCUGUACAAUGCUAUUCUUCUUGGGCUCUGCAAACGGCGUGAAACACACAACGCUAUUGACCUGUUUGCUUACAUGAUAUUGAAUGGCUGCAUGCCCAAUGAAUCAACUUACACCAUAUUGCUUGAAGGCUUGGCUUAUGAAGGCUUGGCAAAGGAGGCAAGAGAAUUGCUGGGUGAAUUGUGUUCUAGAGGAGUUGUUAAUAAGAAAUUUAUGAAGAAAGGAGCCAUCAAAAUGCUAGAUGGACCUGCAACAACUUAGUGAUGAUCAGUUGGUGUACAUAAACAUGAGAUUAUGUGUUGGUGGCUUUGCGCAUCUUCGGCAGGGGACUUUUUUGACAGUACAAUUGUGAUAUCUUAACUGAUGCCACUUUCGUAUUAACAUGAACUACGGAAAUUAGCCAAUGGCCAGAAUUGUGAUUCAGAACCUCUCUCAGUGUCUGCUUUUCCUGCUUGGAAUGGAAGGCAUAUUGAAAUUGUCCGAUUCAGCUUCUCUUCCACUGCAAUAUAGUGGCACUGUGUCUGUAUCAUUGCAUCUCACUGGCAUAGAGCAAAACAGCCCUUGAUAUCUAUAUUGUACUGUGACAGUUACUUGGAGUUUACCUGAACUUUUUCGUUUCUAUUGUUGACUGUUACUACCGAGGGAAUUGCAUGUGCUGAAAAUGCCUGUGGGAGACAAUUUUCUUGGAUUGCUACCUGAAAGUGCACAAACAUUGAUCCUAAGCUUUUUAUUUGGUAGUGUAAACAUGAGCCUUACUCAUUGGUCAGUGAUGUAAUCUGGUCGCAUGUGAAACGUACUAGGGGCACUAUGCAAACAACUGAUGAACUUCUAAGUUUUGAGACCAUGCAUGUCCACUGUAUGCAGUAGUUUUUUUCCAGUUGCAAACCAAAGGGUUGGUUUAAGCAUACUCAAGUUUUGAAGUUAUAGAGUUUGCUCCUUCGGAUUAGUUUCUACUUUGUAAUAGCUCCCAGCAGUUAUAUUAUGAAAAUCAGCCAAUGGGCUCUCGCUCUGAUUCAGUUCA